Messenger RNA from Anopheles gambiae (African malaria mosquito), 4254 nucleotides. RefSeq lists its product as uncharacterized. The record is from RefSeq and is a predicted model, not a curated record. The transcript is spliced from 6 exons. NCBI's taxonomy places the organism in Eukaryota, Metazoa, Arthropoda, Insecta, Diptera, Culicidae. Bases 1000 to 2736 code for a protein of 578 amino acids.
ACUGCUUUUCUACCGUCAAUCUUGGCAACACUCCUCCCCGGGUACACUUGGGAAAAGCGGGCUGUUUUUCUUGCGUAGCAGUUUGUCGCGACGGAAAGUUGAACGAUCGCUGGAUCGUUUGUGUGGCAGUGCAUCGUUCGGCAGUGUAUGGUUUGGAUUUGCACGUUUGGACGUAUGGAUUAGGAAUAUUUGUAGUGUCGUUUAUGAACCUUGUUUGGUGCAGUGAAAACAUUAAAGUAAAAUAUCUCGGUGGAUAUAACCUACUCAAAGGCGGAAGCGGAGAAGCGUGCUCAAUCGAAAAGAUUAUAACCGUGUAACACUUUGGAUCGUUUACCAACUGCCCUGUGUUUGCGUGUUAAUUUUUUAAACUGUGCGUUUCCAAUCUUACUGACGAGUGAUUACACCUGAAGCAAGAACGUAGUAGUUACUCACCGUGUGUUGAAAGCGUGCGUUGCGUUUUGAUCAGUGCUUGCUAAAGAGAAUAACAAAUUGGUUUGAAAGCUUAUUAUAAAUCCAGUGAUCAACUAACAGCAGAAAUCCUACCAAACCAAUUCUGUGCAAUUUGGUAGAACGAUUGAAAAUCCUCAACUCUGUUUACUAAACUAAACAAGAACUUGCAGCCAUUUUCCCGAGCCGGUGGACUAUUUGUCUUGGAAAAGUGCUUCCUUCGUCCGAUCUCGGAACGAUCUGUCGCUCUCUGGAAGGGGGAGGCCUGUAAAAACCCGAUUCAAGAUACCGGCUCCAGCAUUAUUAUUCCUCCCGCCCAACCAACGUGAAACAAUGUGGAACUGUUGAGACCGGCCUAAAGUGUCUAAGCGUCACCUUUCAACCUCCGUUCCCUUUCGUUUUUGUGCUGCAAAACUGCACCCCAUAAAAGACGCCCCCUGCCGUGGUUCGUGCGACCCCCUGUGUGGCGAAUAUAAUUACCGACUCGUGAAAAGUGUCACUCCGGGUUGCGCAUCGCCCAUCCGAGCAUCCGAUUCCGCAUCCAGGUGCAAAAUGGUGACCUGUCAAAAGUGGUUGGUGCUGGCGGUAAGCUUGCAGCUGCUAGCGCUGGGAACGUGGGCGAUACCAUCGCCCGCCAGCUCGAAGCGGACGGAGGAAGCGGCACCAGCGGCCACCGUGCAGCUGGAUUCGGACACCGGGGACGAUCGUGAGCUGAAGAGCGACGACGACGGGUACGACUUUCUGUCGAUCGAUCAGCUCUUCCUCAACAACCCGCAGUACCGGCAGCUGAUCAGCGAUCUGCAGGCCCACACGUUCGGUAGCAACUGGCGCCGAAAGCGUGAUGUUGCCGAAAACGAACUGCCGGAAGCGUUUCGCAGCGACGAAUCGCUAAGUUCGCCCCGCGCCUCAACCGUACCCUCGACGACGACGACAACGACGACGACGACUACAACGACGGCAAAGUACACGACGAGCGCGGCUGUUGCUUCCAGCACGGCAAACGAACCGCUCGUGACCGAUGUCGGCUCCAACCGGGACAUGGCAGCAGCUUCAUCCACCGCUUCCGAAAUGCCGAAAGCGGCCGCCCUCACAAGCACACCGGCAAAAUCCAAGGAAUCGCCCAAGGAGGCAACAAAACCGUCCACGGCCAGUUCGACCGCGGGAACUAGCACCACUGCAGGCACCACCACCACCACCACCACCGCAGCAUCCUCCUCCGUCACGUCAACGUCCGUGCGGGGAAGCUCGACCGUUGCUACCAGCGCCUCAUACGGUUCGUCCGGUUCCACGGAGGCUCCCGUCGCCCGCAAUGCCACGCUGGAAAUGACGACGGCGGCAGCCCCGAUCCGUGCCAGCACUCCGCGACGUCUGUCGCACAAAAACAGCUCGAACAAAAACAAGAACAAGCUUACGGCCGCCAUGGCUGCGGCUGCCCAGGCCAACAAACCGACGGGCAGCUCGGGCGGCCCCGGACCGAGCACGGUCAACGUGAACAAGGUCAGUGUCAGCAGCAACGCGGUGGCAAGCAGCAGCAAUCAGCUGCCCCAGCAGACCCCACCAGCUGUAACGAUUCCGGCAACGGAAAAUGGUACCGCGUCCGGACCGGCCGGCAACAAUAAAGAUAAGACUGGCCUCGCACCCACCAAGUACCAUUAUUACCCACACAAUCAGCAUAUAUACUUCCUGCCCGAGUGCGCCAUCCAGCAGGUCUGCAAUGCUGUAUACGUGCGUCUGAACUACACCCAACCACUGUGUGCCUGCCCGCCGAGAUACCGCGAUCCAUGCUCGGCUAGUCUGAACGAGGACGACAACCACACGAUCAAGCUGGUGGGCAAUCAGCAGAAGCGCGCCAUUACGCUGGCGAAGACGUGCGAAAACACGAACGAGCUGCGGGACUGCCGCGCCCCGAAGGACUGGUCCAUCCUAGCGCUCCAGAACACCCGGACGGGCAAGUCGCACUAUCUGGUGAUCUGCAAGUGUCCGCCCCACUAUCGGCUCGAGGGACCGCUGGCGCACGAUCAGCCAACGUACGCCGGGCUGCCCGGUAUCAACGUGUACGGUAUGCUGUGCGUACCGCCGGAAACCUCCAGCUACUACGCCUCGAAGCCGGCGAAGACGCCCGCCAGCAGCACGUACAACAAGUGGAAGGUGCCGUCGCGGCAGCCCGUCUCAUCGUACCGUGCGAACUCUGCCGCCAUCACGGCCGCCACCGAGGACACGCAGACCGAGUCGGUAUCGUUCCGGACGUACCAGAACAUCACGGACGGCACAGUGGGCAGCGAAAAUUAAGGGCCAGAGGAUGUUACAAUCCGUCAGCAGACAAACACACACACAAAACGACAAAAAAACCCCAUGGGGAAGACGACCACCCUUGUCCGCUUUUAGGGAAGCUAUAGUAAGGGGGUAGCGGAUACACAGGCGACUGUCCAUUCCUUCCAUAUGUUUUCCCCCCCUUUCUCCAUUAUGAUCAUCCACCUGCAUUAGUUGUAAUACCUUCAUAUACUUUACAUGUAGCUCGCUCCCAACGAAACUGGCCAGCCUGGUUGGGCGGCCUUGGGUUUCGGACCCGCGCUCCCUUUAUUUAUUUAUUGAUCAAUACGAUUACUAGCUGUACGGAUAUUCCACGUGUCUGCGGCCACGUCCAGUAGUGUUACAAACCUAGCCGCACUUUUAAUCCGCGCAAAUCGCCAAGCCGCUACAUACGAAAACAGUUACACAUCGGGCGCAUAAAACGGUUCCGGAUCGCGACCACGCACCGGGCCGACGCCAUCCGGGAAUCGUUUUAUCUACCGAUUCCGAUGUACGGUACAACUUUAAGGACAGGAUUAAGCAAACGGUUUGCACCCUGACUGACUGACACGUAAACAUACAGCAGCAGCAGUAGCAGCAUUUGGGCGGCUUAGGCUCCGGCAGCGAACGGGAAACUCAGCCAGCAAUCCGAACACGAAUCCACGAUUAUCUCGUUCUUUUCAUCGCUACUGCGCCCACAAGGCCUACUCAAACACAGUCACCGGGACUGGAAUGAGGGAGGGAGAAAGGGGGAGAGAGGGAGGAUGGAUUUUUAACCGAAAAAAACACACGCAUACACACACAAAUGCAUGUAAUAUUUAGCAAUCCUCCGAUUUUAGGAGCGCAGCAGGCUUUUACUAUGCUUCACGUAACAUGGCGACCAGUGAUGGAAAGAACGAGGUGCGUGUGUGUGUGUGUGUGCAAUGGGCAAAUGUUUCCCGCUUUGGAUGCUGCACGCGUUCUGCCCCGCACAUUGCUUUGCUAAUCUUGCUUAUUUAUUAUCAUUACUUUAUUCGAGACUAUUUAUUGCAAACUCUUAUCUUUUAAUUUAACCACACACCAUCAUACCAACCAACACGCGCACACGCCCGCGCUCGGAAAAGGAAAAUGGGAAAUUGAUCGGGCAAUAGUAAUGCCCGCAUCCGGGGUUGACCGGGUUUGUUUUAAAAGGAAGCGGUUUUUGUAUUACCGUAGAGAGAGAACAUUCUCUUUUUUUUCUUAGCCUGCCAGUGUGCUGCAAUGCUGGUUUUCGAGUAGACAGUUUGGGAGGAUUUGUAUCCUCUUUAACUGUGUUUUUGUUCUUUCUUUCUUUGUAAAUAGUAUACGAUUCCGCGUAAAAUAAAGUAAAAAAAAAACAGAAAAGGAUUCUAGAGAGCGGAAAGCGCGUUGGUAAGCAUACACAUUAAAGAAUGCUCGAAGAAGAAGCAUCGCGAAAGGUGUGUUUGAGUUCGGUAUAGAGCGGAGCCGAACCGAAUUUUACUGGACACGUUUCUACCACUAUGAUUAUGCACACACACA